AUGGACUUGUCUACAGAAAACAUAGAAAAUUACUCAUAUCAGGAGGAAAGCGAUCAACAAUAUAGAGAAAAUUCCAAUGCUGGCCAUAGAGAUUCCUUAUACUUUGUACCUUCGUCGAAGCAUACUAUUUCUGCUGAUCCAAGACUAUCUGCCUCUUCAAGCUAUAAUCUUGGUAGUACUUGUUAUCGUUGUUCUAAGUCAAGGUGUAUUUGUCCAGGGAAUUUGGAUGAUUAUCGUAAAAAUAAGGAGGAAAGGCUCAGAGAUAUCACUAAGCAAGCUCAAAAUGUCUCAAAAAUAUUUGAACAACAGCAAAAAUUCAUGAUAGAGCCAUACCAAAAUGUGAAAACCAGAGAAAAUCAGAAGGAACAUGUUCAUUAUCAGCCUGUGAAAGUUCUUCAGAAAUUCCAGCAGGAGACUCAGAGCGAAGAGUUUGAAGAGAGUCAAUCAAGUAUUGAGGAGUCUACAUUCCGCAUCUCUGAUAGCUACCGAGACCAAUCGGAGAGUUUAAAUGAUGCCUUUGAGAGUGUCAAGAAGACCAAGAAGUCAAAAAGCUGCUCAAGAAAUUACAGCACAAAUGUUAGAGUAACAACUAACCAGAGUACUCACAGUAGUGCAUCCAGAGAGUCUGAGAGCAGAUUGAGGCAAAGAGUACUGAGGAGCACAAAUAGGAGCUCUUCAUAUAACAGUCUAUCAAGGUACAAAGUAGGAAGCAAUUAUGAAAAAUAUAAUACUAAUCAUUCAUUCAAUUAUGUAUCUAAAUAUCCUCUCAAUAAGAUACUUCUCACGAAUCCUCCAGCAACUCAAGACCAACCUCAUGGGUCAAAAACGAUUUCCACAACCGUAAAUCAAGUCAGAAAUCCCUAUAAGCCACUCCUAAACCUAAAAAUCCCCGAUUUUGAAAACCAAUCAAAAUUGGCCUAUUUUCCAAAAUAUCCUGCUCAAAAACCCACUAUCCAGCCUUGCUGAUGAGACAAAAUUCAGAAAACUCUAGAUUCUUUGCCCACUGAGAUCUUGACUUCGGUCAAGACUCUGCUGCAAAAUAUUGAUCUAAGUCAAAAAUCUGGAGGUGAUUCUAGCUAUCAGUCCAAAAGAACUGCUCCUACUACUCAGGGCACUGGUAAGAGGUCAAGUGUCAUGGGCAGUAGGUCUAGUUGUCCAAAUUUGGCUGAGUCUAGAUACAAAUCCAGCUACUUUUCUUCGUAUAUUCCUGCAUCUAAGCAGGCUGAAGCUGUCCAGAAUAGGUCAAGUGCUGGAAAUUUUUCAGAGAAUUACUAUAAGUCCUCUUCUUGAGUUAUUAAGAAAGAGAAUGCUAACCCUAAUUUUCAUAACGAUGUCAGUGAAAGCAGUAUCGAGCUCGAGACUCGAAAUUUUAAAAUUUCUGAUGUGAAAAGACCAAGGAAGACAACUGUGGUUCGUGAAGAAAUUAAACAGCUUGUAGCUCCAAAGACCCACAAGAUGAGUUAUGAUAGCUCCUUAGCUAGAGAAAACCAAUCUGAUGUAUCAUCAAUGCUUGAUCCAGAGGAGACAGUUGCAAAGAAGUUGGAAUGGGGCCUUGAAGUAAUGCUUCUUAGCUAUAAACAACUUGAAAAAAUGCUCAAUAUGGGAACGAAGGAGUGCUCAGGUGUGAGUAAAAGCUACUCUCUUGCCCUAAACAUGGAUUUUAGAACAGAUUAUAGAAUUUUCUCUGAUUUUGGAUAUAAAAAGUUACCUAACAUCAAAACAAUUGAGCUACGUUCAGUGAAUAGACUAGGGGAUAGACUAAACAGAUUCUUUGAAUUCAAUGCUCCUGAUAUAUGUAAAAACCUCUGCAUCAAUCCAUUGGCUGACAGUACCAACAAGUUGGCAUUUUCUACAAUAAAAGGAGCAGUGCUAGGCUAUUUUACCAAAAAUUUGCCUAAAAUCACUAACAGAGCUUUUUCGAGAGUGCUCUUUGACAACUUUUACUUUGAUUAUGGAGAAUUUAGCGAGCUUCUUAACUCUGUAGCAACUCUUAAGAAAGAUGGAGAAAUAAAAACAGAGUACUUAUUGUGCAGAAAUUGUGAAAUCAAGCCUGUUUCAUCUGGCAGCAGUAAAUACCUUGGGCUAUCCCAUAAAUGCAACUUGAAAAGACUAAACUUAGAAGGCAGCACUGGAAGCUUUGAGAUGACGCAAGCAAUUCAGGCAGAAAUCAACUCCAUUUGUCCAAAAAUUAAUGUAAUUCUCUAACUCUCCGUCGAGCUUUGACUUAAACCAAAAUCCGCUUAUUUUCCCUAAAACUCUAAAUUCCCUUAAAAUC
Molecule: messenger RNA, 2275 nt
Organism: Moneuplotes crassus
Lineage: Eukaryota; Ciliophora; Spirotrichea; Euplotida; Euplotidae
Source: the annotation of a GenBank genome assembly